AUGAGGAAUCACAGCACUGUCACUGAGUUCAUCCUCCUUGGGUUGUCUACUGACCCCUACAUCGAAGCUCUGCUCUUUGUGCUCUUCUUGGUGGUCUACUUCCUGACUCUGAUGGGGAACCUGAUGAUGCUGCUGGUGAUCGGGACUGAUUCACACCUCCACACCCCCAUGUAUUUCUUCCUGGGUAAUCUGUCAUUCCUGGAUCUCUGCUUCUCUUCUGUCACUCUACCUAAGCUGCUUGGGGACCUCUUGUCUGAGAAGAAGACCAUCUCAGUAGAGGGCUGCCUGGCUCAGGUCUUCUUUGUGUUUAGCACUGCAGGGACUGAAGCCUUUCUGCUCUCAGUGAUGGCCUAUGAUCGCUAUGCUGCCAUUUGCCACCCACUGCUGUAUGGCCAGAUGAUGAGCAACCAGCUCUGUGUGAAGAUGGUGUUGACUUCAUGGGGCCUCGCCUCUCUCAAUUCAGUGGUCAUCGUGCUUUUGGCUAUUAAUCUGGACUUCUGUGAGGUCCAAACUAUACAGCACUAUACCUGUGAGCUGCCCUCUCUCUUGCCCCUGUCUUGCUCUGAUAUCUCCAUUCAUAUGGAUAUCUUGAUCUGCUCUACCUUACUGCAUGGGCUUGGAACCUUCCUCCCAAUCUUUAUCUCCUAUGUCCGUAUCAUAGCCACCAUCCUGAACAUCAGCUCCACCACAGGCAGAAACAAGGCCUUUUCCACCUGCUCAUCCCACCUCAUUGCAGUGAUCCUGUUCUUUGGUUCAGGUUUGGUUCGCUAUCUCAUGCCCACCUCUGGUUCCUCCCUUGAUUUCCUUGCCUCCUUGCAGUACAGUGUGGUCUCGCCCAUGCUGAAUCCCCUCAUCUACAGCCUAAAGAACAAAGAUGUGAAGACAGCUUUGAAAAGAACACUAGAGAAGUAUCUGUAA
This is a messenger RNA of Orycteropus afer afer, 918 nucleotides long. Lineage: Eukaryota; Metazoa; Chordata; Mammalia; Tubulidentata; Orycteropodidae. The record is from RefSeq and is a predicted model, not a curated record.